Messenger RNA from Closterium sp. Naga37s-1, 573 nucleotides. The record is from the annotation of a GenBank genome assembly. Lineage: Eukaryota; Viridiplantae; Streptophyta; Zygnematophyceae; Desmidiales; Closteriaceae.
AUGCGCGGCACGCACCGUUGGGAGUUUGUGAGGCGCAAGAGGCAGCAUUUGGAGCUUGGGCGCGCCAAGGCCGUCCCACACGUCCGUUGUCCACCCCACGUACCCGCACGCACCCACGUGACCCCGCCUCCUUGCUCGCCUGCAGCAAGGGAGGGCGCGGCAAGGGAGGGGAUGGCAAGGGAGAGGAGGGCAAGGGAGGCGGCGGCAAGGGGGGAGGCGGCAAGGGAGGAGGCGGCAAGGGAGGAGGCGGCAAGGGAGGAUGCGGCAAGGAGGUGCUCCCCCGUGCGCUUGCUGCGUGCGCUUGCUCCUGUUGCUCCCGCUCGUUCCGCUGCUGCCUGUGCACAUGCUAUGCGGACUACAGGGGAAGGGGGCGAUGAAUGCGACGGAGAGACGCAGAGAAACGGAAUGAGAAUUCGAGCUCCCUCCCAACAUUACCACCAAUUUCCCCGUCAUUCAAGAGCUCCCUUCCAUCAUCCGAAGAGCUACCUUUCAGUUCGCCUUUCUGAGUUCUCAAGGUUCACACCUCUCCCCUCGCGCUUUCCCCUUCCUCCACCCCUCCGCGUCAUUUCUUGA